Molecule: messenger RNA, 2364 nt
Organism: Eremomyces bilateralis CBS 781.70
Lineage: Eukaryota; Fungi; Ascomycota; Dothideomycetes; Eremomycetales; Eremomycetaceae
Product: acyltransferase ChoActase/COT/CPT
Exons: 4
Coding region: 1-2364 (787 amino acids)
Biological process (GO): carnitine metabolic process
Cellular component (GO): mitochondrion
Molecular function (GO): carnitine O-acetyltransferase activity
Source: RefSeq, a predicted model, not a curated record
AUGCCUGGCCCCGACUCGAAUGAACCGCCUCGCCAAGAAGAGCUCGCCAAAGAGUCAGCCCAAUCACAGCCGAAACCGGCUAAAGAACCAAUUUCGAAUCAAGAUUGGAAGAAUGAGUCGCGGCAAGGCAUUACGUUUGCACACCAAGAUCAACUACCAAAGCUGCCUAUACCGGACCUCGAGUCCUCUUGCACGAAGUACUUAGAAGCUCUAGAGCCGCUUCAGACUUCGAAAGAACACCAUGAGUCCCAGUUUGCCAUCAAGGAGUUCCUGAGAUCCGACGGCCCGGAGUUGCAAGAAAAACUGAAACAGUAUGCGGAAAAAAGGGCGAAUUAUAUAGAACAGUUCUGGUACGACUCAUAUCUGAAUUUCGACAACCCGGUCGUCUUAAACCUCAACCCCUUCUUUCUCCUCGAAGAUGAUCCAACACCAGCCCGGAACAAUCAAGUAACUCGCGCCGCAUCUCUAAUUAUCUCCGCAUUGUCAUUCGUCCGUGCGGUUAGAAGAGAGGAAUUACCACCCGACCAAGUGAAAGGUCAGCCCUUGGAUAUGUAUCAAUAUGCGCGCUUGUUUGGCACCGCGAGAAUACCGACCGAAAAUGGCUGCCAGAUCGGCCAGGACCCGAAUGCGAAACACGUGGUGGUUCUUUGCCAUGGCCAGUUCUACUGGUUCGACGUCUUGGAUGAUAAUUCGGAUCUAAUCAUGACCGAGAAAGAUAUCUCAUUGAAUCUACAGGUGAUCUGCGACGAUGCUUCACUGACCCCAAUUCAAGAAGCGGCAAAAAGUGCGGUUGGUGUACUAUCGACCGAAAACCGUAAGAUCUGGUCUGGUUUGCGGGAUGUCCUGCACCGCGAGGAAGGGUCCAACAAUUCCGAUUGCCUCAACAUUGUCGACUCCGCGCUGUUCGUCGUAUGUUUGGACUACACCGAACCAUUGACCACGUCGGAUCUCUGCAUGAACAUGCUCUGCGGCACCAGUAAGGUCGAACGCGGUGUGCAGGUCGGCACUUGUACGAACCGGUGGUACGAUAAACUGCAGAUCAUCGUCUGCAAGAACGGCAGUGCGGGUAUCAAUUUCGAACAUACCGGCGUGGAUGGCCAUACUGUCCUCCGAUUUGCAUCGGAUGUGUACACCGACACGAUCCUGCGGUUUGCGAAAUCUAUCAACGGCCAAGCUCCGUCGCUAUGGGCGUCGACCUCCCCGGAUCCGGCAAAGCGAGACCCAGAUUCGUUUGGCGAUGUGCAGACCACCCCUCAUAAACUGGAAUGGGACAUGAUUCCAGAGCUCGGUACCGCACUUCGGUUUGCUGAAACUCGUCUAGCCGAUCUAAUCGGACAGAAUGAGUUUGAGACGCUUGAGUUCAAGAACUAUGGGAAGAAUUUCAUGACUUCCAACGGAUUUAGCCCCGAUGCGUACGUCCAGAUGGCGUUCCAAGCCGCAUACUACGGUCUAUAUGGACGCAUCGAGUGUGUCUAUGAGCCCGCAAUGACCAAGAUGUUCUACCACGGCCGAACCGAAGCGAUCCGCUCUGUCACGCUCGAGUCCGUCGAUUAUGUUCGGACGUUCUGGGGGGAGAACCCUCCCAUCAAAAAAGUCGAUGCGCUUCGUAAGGCGUGUCAGAAGCACUCGGCAAAUAGUCGCGAUAGUUCCAAAGCGCAAGGCCAAGAUCGCCACCUGUACGCCCUAUACUGCAUGUGGCAGCGCACCCUGGAAGAUGUCGACUACGAUGCCAUGAGCUCCAACGGCCACUCCUACGCCACCUCCGAGACAUCCGCCAUCGGCUCCCCCACCCGCCGCCGAUAUACGUUAUCCGACGACGGCUCUCCCCAGUACUCCCGAGCUGCUGAGCACGCGCACUCCCUCCCUGCGCUCUUCGCCGACCCCGGCUGGGACAAGCUCACCACGACCGUCCUCUCUACCUCUAACUGCGGCAACCCGAGCCUCCGCCACUUCGGCUUCGGGCCGACCAGCGGGGACGGGUUCGGCAUCGGGUACAUCAUCAAAGAUGGGUCGAUCUCGAUCUGCGCGAGCAGCAAGCAUCGGCAGACGCGUCGGUUCAUCGACGCGCUGGAAGCGUAUUUUCUAGAGGCGCGGCGGCUGAUUAAGGGGAGUCAGCGGGGGAGCUCGGCGGGGGCGUCGAAGGGGUCGAGUAGGGUGCGGGAGGCGGAUGAGAGAAGGGGGAGGGAGAAGGCGGUGGAGGUGGGUGGGGAGUCGGAUGAUGGGCUGGGCGGAUAUGGUUUCUUCGACUCGGGAUUACUUCAAUCGGCGCUCUUAUCCGACAAGGCCGAAGAUCUGCAGGCCUCGAUGCAGAGGGAGAACGUGCGGAGGAAUAUCGGGCGGAGGCUGCAGUUGGUGGAUUAUUGA